Messenger RNA from Photinus pyralis (common eastern firefly), 728 nucleotides. RefSeq lists its product as uncharacterized. The coding region runs from base 105 to 656 and encodes 183 amino acids. Lineage: Eukaryota; Metazoa; Arthropoda; Insecta; Coleoptera; Lampyridae. The record is from RefSeq and is a predicted model, not a curated record. The transcript is spliced from 2 exons.
UCCAAAAAUGUAAACAACUGUGAACAUAACCUGAAUCCUCAUGCCAAAAUAGAACUAUUUAUUUUUAUUUUUUAGUUAUUUUAAAAUUUAAGUCAUAGAAGACAAUGUCUUACAGAUAUUCUACGGCACUGUCUCACAUAGUAUUAGCAGGAACAGGAAUUUAUUGCCUAAAUCGUUACCACGGGGCUAAUCUACCUGUGUGUGCAUACUCGAUCAUAGUAACAAAUUCACUUCUCGGUGUUUGGAGAUGGGGUAAUCCUCACUAUGGGCAUAAAAUUGAUCGACUGUACAAUUUCACUUCACUUUUACAAAUAUUAACGUCACUGCCUCUCGUUGUCACACAAGUCUGGCUAAAUUUAGGUUAUAAAGAGGAACUGGCCGUGUUGCACUGUGGAGCUUCCAUUCUUCCAUUUUGUUUAUACCUAGCUGGUAGAUCUAAGGAAGAUAUUAUCGAUGCAAGUAUUGCAUUAAACGUUAUAUCACUGGGUGUCAUAUCUUUACUACAUGAAAACUAUUACGGUGUAGCGGCGUCAAUAUCGUACUUCUUUAACCACUUUUUCUUAAGAGAAGGUCAAUUUGAUGUCGAUAUACCUAUCACAGAUUUGUAUAACUACGGUCUAAGUUUUUUUUGUUAUUUCUCCUACAGAUCUUUAUAAGUAUUUUUAUAAAUUGUAUAUUGUUGACUAAUCUGCAUCUCGAAAUAAUCCAUAUCAGAGAAUCUGUUGAUA